CCAAAGACCUUUGUCGAUUCGAUAACAAACCAUGCUAUCCACCUCCACCGAUCCCUUCGAUGUCGCCCGGGAUGAGGUGGAGGCUGCCAUUCGGAAGGCGCGAAGCAUGCACAAAGAGUGGCAACGAUUGCUGCAAGCAGAAAAUACAGCGGAGAGUCGCAAGUUUCAGGCCUCCAACUCCGUACAGAAGGACCUGCAAAAGGAGCUUGCAGCGGAGCUGUCCCAGCUGUCUCUUGACCUUGCAGAGGUGGACGCAAGCAUCAAGGCAGUUGAAGACAACAGAGACCGCUUUCACCUAAGCGAUGCUCAGCUGACAGCUCGCAAGGAGUUUCUGGCAGUCAGCCAAGCGGCACACCGGGAGAUCCAUGUGAGUUUGUCGAGUCCGGCAGCGAAAAACAAGAUCGAUGAGGACCAAAAACAAAUGCUUCUAAAGCGUCAGAAGCAAGCUGAGGAGACCCAACAAAGGCAAUUGGCUCAAGAAAGCAAAGCCUUCUUGGAGGAGCAGAGGUUGUUGCAGAAGCAACUCAUUGCUCAGCAAGAGGAUGAGCUUCAGAUUCUGGAGCAAGGAGCGCAAAGACUCGGCCAGGUGGCGCACACCAUCAAUGGGGAGCUCGAAAGUCAACAAAAGUUACUUGAGGAGCUGAACCAGGACAUUGAGAAAGAGAUGGAGCGAAUGGAUGUCGUGACGAAGGGUAUGGGCACGCUGCUGAAGACAAGCAAUAAGGCGCAAAUCUACUCUGUGGGUGGUGCGAUUGUACUUUUUGUUAUCCUGGUCUUCUUGAUCCUGAACACUUGAGAGUGUGCAGCUUUGCUGUUCAAAUUCUGUGACCUAAAGAGUUGAAACGCUUGCGGAAAAGAA
Durusdinium trenchii is the source of this 859-nucleotide messenger RNA. Lineage: Eukaryota; Dinophyceae; Suessiales; Symbiodiniaceae. The record is from the annotation of a GenBank genome assembly.